AGCAAUGGGCAUGAGGCAGGGAACAACCCAGGAUGGGGGGCCAGCCCAUCGCAGGGCACACUCACACACCAUUCACUCUCACAUGCGUACCUAUGGGCAAUUUAGCAACUCCAAUUAGCCUCAGCAUGUUUUUGGACUGUGGGGGGAAACCAGAGUACCCGGAGGAAAUCCCACGACGACACGGGGAGAACAUGCAAACUCCGCACACAUGUGACCCAGGCGGAGACUCGAACCCAGGUCCCAGAGGUGUGAGGCAACAGUGCUAACCACUGCACCACCAUGCCGCCCCGUCCUGAAUCCCCUGCCCCUUGAAGACACAUGGUGCUCCCACAAUAUUGCUUGAUGUCAGGACUGGCGGCCCUGGACGCUAAGUGCUCCAGUCGCUUGGGCCUCAUCACCAUCUCGUACUACCUGUGGACCACCUUUGUGGCGGUGGUGGUGGGGAUCGUCAUGGUGUCCGUCAUCCACCCGGGCGGUGCGGCGCAGAAGGAAGACUCGGAGGACAGCGGCAAGCCCAUCAUGAGCUCUGCGGACGCGCUGCUCGACCUCAUCCGAAACAUGUUUCCAGCAAACCUGGUUCAAGCCACCUUUCAGCAGUAUCGGACGAGGAGCAUCCCAAUCAUGAAGACACCGAAACCCACCGCUGGCCAGAGCCCGGCCGAGUCCACGACCCGCCGGGCCCUCAUCUACGGCAUCCAGGACGACAACGGCACAGACGUCCAGAACUUUUCCCUGGACCUGACACCCUCUCCCGACAUCAUCCUCCGCAGCCUCCCCGGCACCAGCGAGGGCAUGAAUGUGCUUGGCAUCGUCAUCUUCUCGGCCACCAUGGGAAUCAUGCUUGGCAGAAUGGGACCUAACGGCAGUGCUCUGGUCAACUUCUGCCAGAGUCUGAACGAAGCAGUCCUGAAGAUAGUCGCCAUCGUCAUCUGGUAUUUCCCCUUCGGCAUUGUGUUCCUGGUGGCCGGGAAGAUCCUGGAGAUGAGCGACCCAUCCGAUAUGGGCAAAAAGUUGGGAUUCUACGCCGUCACUGUGGUGAUGGGUCUCAUCCUGCACGGCCUCUUCAUCCUGCCCAGCAUGUACUUCUUCAUCACCAAGAAGAGCCCCAUUGUUUACAUCCGAGGAAUCCUGCAGGCCCUGCUCAUCUCGCUGGCUACAUCCUCCAGCUCUGCCACACUGCCCAUCACCUUCAAGUGCCUCCUGGAGAACAACCACAUCGACCGGCGGAUCAUCCGCUUCGUGCUGCCCGUAGGCGCCACCAUCAACAUGGACGGUACGGCGCUGUACGAGGCCGUGGCGGCCAUCUUCAUCGCCCAGGUCAACAACUACGAGCUGGACUUCGGGCAGAUCAUCACCAUCAGUAUAACAGCCACAGCAGCCAGCAUUGGUGCUGCAGGGAUCCCCCAGGCAGGCCUAGUUACCAUGGUGAUCGUGCUAACAUCUGUCGGAUUGCCUACUGAUGACAUCACCCUCAUAAUAGCAGUUGAUUGGGCGCUGGAUCGUUUCAGGACCAUGGUCAAUGUGAUGGGAGAUGCACUGGCUACCGGAAUCAUGGCUCACAUCUGCAGGAAGGACUUCAUCAAGGAAGGGGAAGGGGUGCCACUCAUCUGUGAGACCAAGCCUACAGCCAAUGUCCUCCCGGCCACGCCAUAUCAGAAGAAUGGUGGCUACCAGCCCCCCCCGGGCAUCAAGCCAGAGCGCAUCCCACCCGACGUCGGCCGGCUGAUACAGCUGGAAGAGGGAUUGAGUCCCACAGAGAGGAAAAAGCUCCCAGCUCUGCCCAGGCAUGUGGACAAGGACCAUUGUACCAUCGACAUGAAUGGCCUUGAGACUAACGUAUAGAGUGGAUUGUCAUUCUGGCCAC
This is a messenger RNA of Brienomyrus brachyistius, 1864 nucleotides long. It is a transcript of the gene slc1a7b, whose product is annotated as solute carrier family 1 member 7b. Gene Ontology annotation, molecular function: L-glutamate transmembrane transporter activity; glutamate:sodium symporter activity; neutral L-amino acid transmembrane transporter activity. The transcript is spliced from 10 exons. Gene Ontology annotation, biological process: L-glutamate transmembrane transport. Lineage: Eukaryota; Metazoa; Chordata; Actinopteri; Osteoglossiformes; Mormyridae. The record is from RefSeq and is a predicted model, not a curated record. The coding region runs from base 319 to 1842 and encodes 507 amino acids. Gene Ontology annotation, cellular component: plasma membrane.